AUGGCCGUAGCGGGUAAGAUAUACAAGACAUAUAACACUCCCGAGCAGCUCGGGCGGCUCUCCGAUUUCUCGCUCGAAUCGGCCGGCGUGAACGAGAAAGACCUCCGGAAACUCGUCCUCGCAGCUGUACGCAAAGCGGGAUACAAGCAGAAAGCCGGCGCUGCUGGUAGCUCAAGCAAUGUGGCCUCGACGAGCAAGGCAGACAGCAAGACAAACACAAGGGCAAAUCAGAAGAAACGCAAGCGUGACGACGACGUUAACCAAUUUCUGCCAGACCGACCUCCGGAAGAGGGCGACUCGUACGGCAGCCUUGAAUUCAAUGAAGUACUUGAUGAAGAGGCGAUGAAGUCGAAGUAUACGGUGAUCAACCGCGCACCAAUUAUGAUGGCAUGGGCGUUCAUCGUCGCAGAGCGCAUGGGCUUCCGACGAGAGGAGGCCCUGAGUAUAGCCUCUGUGUACACGGAAAUGAACGCAAUAACGAAAGGCGUCUCGCUCGGCCUCUACUCAGACAGCAAGCAGAAGGGCAGGGAGGCCAGCCGCACCGGCUCGCAGCCGUACGUAGAACUCAUGGGCAGACGCCUCGCCUUCUCUUCGCCUCCGCCCCCCUACCCGACGGAUCGUCUCUCUCUUUUCCUCCCCUCAUAUACCAGCCCAUCUUCUCACUCUGGCUCUCCCUUGUCCUUCUUUAGACCGCUUUAUCAGACCGCCUCCUCCCAAUGGCGCGCCCUCUCCUCGGGAGCCCCGAUCGCACCCACCGCCGCCUUCUCCUAUAUCACAAAGGCCUUACGGCAAACAGCGCCGCACAUCGUGGGUGCCCUCCGACUCCUCGCAACCAGUUAUUCGCCGCAGGAACUCAACGAGAAGGGAUUCUCUUUGUACGCCGACUUCCGGCCGCAGUCCGAGGGUUGGGGCCAGAGAGGCGAGGUGCGCUGCUCGACGAUUUUAGCGUUGCGGAAGGCUCGCAGAGAGAGUGAGGCGUCGGAUGACCCCACUCGGACGGAAGCCCCAUCCGUUGACAGCAUCGUCAAGGUGGAACCUCAGGAAGAUCCGGGGCCAGCGCAAGCGCCUUCUGAGGAACCAGCAGCAAAGAAACCCAAACGGGAAACUUCUGCACCCGACGAAUUCGAUGCUGCGCUUGACGACGAUGCGCUUUUCGAGGACUUCGAUUUGAGCAGCAUCCCUUGA
This is a messenger RNA of Dichomitus squalens LYAD-421 SS1, 1185 nucleotides long. RefSeq lists its product as uncharacterized. The record is from RefSeq and is a predicted model, not a curated record. The transcript is spliced from 6 exons. Lineage: Eukaryota; Fungi; Basidiomycota; Agaricomycetes; Polyporales; Polyporaceae. The coding region runs from base 1 to 1185 and encodes 394 amino acids.